UGUAUGGAACGACUGUAUCGUCAACGACAAUAACACGGAGAAAACAUGAGAUCUGUUUACUGUAUACUGAAUUAAUAUACACACUUUCUAUACUUAAAGUGAAAUAGGUAUAUGUUUGAAAUUGUGCGAGAGCAAGAGGGAAAGUGCACUCUAAUGCAGUCGAGUGCAGUAACAAAAAAACAAACCUGUAUUAUUGCUUGAUGAAGGUCUAACCAGGUGACGUGAUGCAAUAACAAAAGAAAUCAGGUUAGAAGAAUAAGGGAUACGAUUUAAAUGCCCUUACUACGCAAGGUGCUGCUGAGGUUGACCGUCCUCGCGUUACUCUUGGUUGCUCUAUAUUGCUAUCAGACAUCCGAUGGAGGACGGUGGAUUGUAUUUAGUCCCCAAACAAAAGAUGCAAACAUUACGGCUGCCUCAGUGACGACUGCUUAUUCCAUCAAUUAUUUGUCUUCGACAGCGAGUAUCGUGCCACAAAAUGAAACGAAUUAUUACAACGUAUGGUGCAUUUUUACCAAGGUUGCCACAAACUCACCUAUGAGACGCAAGUUCCAAAUAUUUACAGACUCCUUGCUCAGAUACGCCUCUGUAAAUAUUGCCUUCCAUGUGAUAAGCGACGACGACAGUCGAGAUAUAGCUGCGAUUGUUAUCCAAAAUGUUAUGGUCAGCACUGGAAAAUUUAUGGAAGUGUUUUAUUACAAUGUACACCAACUAGCAGCACAAUUGGAGGAUAUUGUGUCAGUUAUGUCGCCACAUUUCAGCAGCAAACCAGGGACGUAUUAUUCCGAUGCAUUAUUCUUCAUUUCUCUGGGUUUGCACAGAAUCGCACCCACUCAUCAGAGACUUGCCGCGAUGUUUGAUGCGGAUACAAAAUUUCGUAGAGACGUGAAGGAUUUGUUCGAAGAAUUUAACAAGUUCGGAGAGGAAGCCCUGUUUGGCUUAGCUCCAGAGCUCACUCCAGUUUACCGACAUGUUUUGUACUUGUAUCGUAAUAAACAUCCGACUACGAUGUUUGGUGAACCCCGACAUAAAGGCGGAUACCCUGGCUAUAAUAGUGGGAUGGUGCUCUUUAAUUUGGAGAAAUUACGGAAAUCGCGUACAUACAAUGAGAUUAUCAAUAAAAAUAGCGUGGAUGCUAUAACGAAAAAGUAUCAUUUUAAGGGUCACUUAGGCGAUCAAGAUUUCUACACACUUCUAGGCAUGGAAAGACCAGAGCUGAUUCACGUGGUUGAUUGUGGCUGGAACAGGCAACUUUGUACCUGGUGGCGUGAUCGUGGUUAUGCAGAUAUAUUUGCUAACUAUUCAGAGUGCAAUUCAGAGACCAAGUUGUGGCAUGGAAAUUGCAAUACUCUUAUACCUGAUUUAUGAUCCAUGGCGGUAUGAGUAAAUUGGCCUCGCGCUUGCAGUUCUCAUUGUGCUUAUACAUGGUGCUAGACACUGUAUCUGUUCAUCUGACUGAGACAUAAAAGAUAACUUGCAUUUUUAGGUCUAAUGAAAAUGGUGCUAAAAGAAUGAUACAGUCUUAAAGCAUUAAGGAAUUGUAAAUAAGAUGACACCUAACAAUUACGUUUUACAUUAAUUAAUGAAAUUCGGAAAGUUUUAAUUACUUUAGAGAUGAUGAAGAAAAUAGGAAAAUUUUUCCUCUGUCGUUCUUUUUCUAUUUUUUUCAUGCUCUCUUAUUUUUGGAUAUUUACUUCCAAAGGCUGUAGAUUUACAUAAGUAUAUUUUUUGUUAUAUAGUUGUAUAAUACAAUCUUUUAAUAGUAGAUUCUUAUAAUACAAUUGGAAUCUUCUUUCCAUUCUAAGUUUCUGUUCCUAUCGAGACAAGGGUACUAUGAUUAUUAUAUUAACUAAUGAUGUAUUAUACGAUAUUACGUAAUGUUAUGAAUAUACACAAUUUCUGUUAA
Molecule: messenger RNA, 1903 nt
Organism: Vollenhovia emeryi
Lineage: Eukaryota; Metazoa; Arthropoda; Insecta; Hymenoptera; Formicidae
Gene: Xxylt
Product: xyloside xylosyltransferase 1
Exons: 4
Coding region: 274-1365 (363 amino acids)
Molecular function (GO): UDP-xylosyltransferase activity
Source: RefSeq, a predicted model, not a curated record